AUGAAUUAUCAACAGCAAGAAGAGUAUUAUAAUAGUCUUCUACCUCCGCAAAAUAAUAACCGCCAACCUCAACAGCAAGAAGUGGAAAGUUACUUAGCCUCGAACACACCUGUAGCUGCUCUACCAACCGCUGCUUUACCGACUGCUGCUUUGCCAGCUGGUACUUUACCGAACGCUGCUUUACCAACUGCUACCUUACCGACCGCUGCUUUUUCCACCUCUGCUCCGAUAAACUAUAAUGCGCCUUCAGUGUUCAGUGGAGGACUAAGAGAUAAUAGCUCAGAGUCUUCAACUCAGCAAUCUUCAAACCUAUUAGGUAAACAAGUCGAAGCGCAACCGUCUUUGCAACCCUCACCUUAUGACAUUGCAAAUAUAUCUACUUCAAUGGAUCCUUUGUUUAGCCUAGGUAGUGUUAUAGGUGGUGGACUUGCUAACAUGGCAGCAGGAGCUGGAGGAGUUGGUGGAGAUGGCGUGGAUGGAUCAAACAUACCUGGGCCAUCAACUGGCGGUAUAAAUCCAAUGAUACCACCAAUGCUAGGACCUAUUAGUUCACUCCCAGGGCAGCCUGGUGGUUUAGGUCAUGGAGUAUCGAAUUUCCCUGGUUUAUAUUCAAGUACCGGGUUUGAUAUGCUAGGCGUAUUGGCACGAGUAGCAUCAAGACCAAAUCCACAAAUAAAUAUUGGUCCUGUGGAUAUGAGUUGUUCAUUUUUAGUUGUCGACGCCCGAAAAUACGAUUUUCCAAUAGUUUAUGCGAGCCACACUUUUGAAAAACUCACAGGGUACAGUAAUUCGGAAAUAAUUGGUCGAAAUUGUCGGUUUUUGCAAGCUCCUGAUGGACAUGUGGCUCUUGGUUCACGUCGCCGUUAUACCGAUAACAAUGCUGUCUAUCAUAUAAAAAGCCAUAUGGUAUCUGGUAAAGAAUGUCAAGCUUCUAUUAUAAAUUAUAGAAAGGGUGGUCAGCCUUUUAUUAAUUUAGUGACCGUCAUACCGAUAACUUGGGAUAGCGAAGAAAUUGCAUAUUUUGUAGGCUUUCAAGUGGAUUUAGUUGAGCAACCAAAUGCAAUCCUAGAAAAAAUGAAGGAUGGAACAUAUGUAGUUAAUUAUCAGCUAAUGAAUCUACCGACAUAUAUUCCACCAAACCCAUCAUAUGCUGGACCAGUAGUAGUUGAUGAUUACCUUCGCGAGAUAUCAAGUGGUGCUAUGCCAUUCCCUGCAUCCCCAGAAGUAUUCGACUUGAUUGGUGGUAAUGGAGAUACGGAAAUGAGCAAACGAUUAUGGAAUAAGAUGCUGCUUGAGCAUUCAGACGAUUUCAUUCAUGUACUUUCAUUGAAAGGAAUAUUUCUCUAUUGCUCGCCAAGUUCAAGAAGAAUGUUAGAAUAUGAGCCGGAUGAAUUAGUGGGAAAGAGUUUAUCGACGAUAUGUCAUCCAUCGGACAUUGUACCAGUGAUGCGUGAGUUAAAAGAAUCCUCAAAUGGUGUCGAGGCGGUGAAUUUAGUAUAUCGUAUUCGACGAAAGAAUACUGGAUAUAUGUGGCUUGAAGCACAUGGAAAAUUACAUUUGGAGCAAGGAAAAGGUCGUAAAUGUGUGAUAUUAUCUGCUCGUGAACGGCUGGUCUAUAAGUUAACGUGGAAAGAUUUGCAAGUAGCUGGAGGAAUUUGUGACAAUCAAUUUUGGGCGAAACUUUCUCUGGAUGGAUUAUAUCUAUAUGCUUCAUCAGCCUGUCAAUCUACGCUGGGCUAUACUCCUGACGAACUAGUGGGAACUUCAUUAUACCAUCUGGUUAAGUCAGAUCGCACCACGGAGAUAACGAGAGCACUAAGUCGAGCAAGUAUAGGAAUAUCAGUGAAUCUGAAUCACACUAUUCACAAAAAGAAUGGACAAUAUGUCGAAGUAGUGUCGACUUUUUUUCCAGGUGAUUCUGGAGCAAAUCAGAAACCAUCAUUUAUUAUAUGUCAGUCAAAAGAAAUACAACAAGAACUUCGACGUCGUUCAUCAUCCACCGCCAGCACACCAAUUCAUCAAAGUUCGUCACCGCUCACAUCAUCAGGCUCACCGGACGGCUCAUCGACAUUUUCGAGUUCAUCUGGUGGAUCAACACCAACUCAUUCGAUACAUCUUCGUAAGCUUUCGAUUGAACACGCCGAUACCGAUAAUAUCUUUGAAGAGCUAGAUACAACACGGAGUACCAGCUGGCAAUAUGAACUACAUCAAAUGCGAUUAACAAAUAAGAAGCUUCGCGAGGAACUCGAGGCAAUCAAGCAUUCUAAGAAGAAGCGGAAGAAGAGAAGUGCAUCAUCUUCAAAUAAGGUAUGUGCUCAUUGCCAACGUAAAGACUCGCCCGAAUGGCGCAAAGGACCCGGUGGUCCUAAAUCUCUUUGUAACGCGUGUGGCUUACGUUAUGCAAAGCAAGUGAGCAGCACGGGAAGUGGCAGUAGUACCGGAACACCAUCUAUAACAUCACCUAAUAUCAAAUAA
Molecule: messenger RNA, 2475 nt
Organism: Ambispora leptoticha
Lineage: Eukaryota; Fungi; Glomeromycota; Glomeromycetes; Archaeosporales; Ambisporaceae
Source: the annotation of a GenBank genome assembly